This is a messenger RNA of Paramormyrops kingsleyae, 2360 nucleotides long. It is a transcript of the gene tubgcp4, whose product is annotated as tubulin gamma complex component 4. Gene Ontology annotation, cellular component: spindle pole; gamma-tubulin complex; microtubule organizing center. The record is from RefSeq and is a predicted model, not a curated record. Gene Ontology annotation, biological process: cytoplasmic microtubule organization; microtubule nucleation; meiotic cell cycle. Gene Ontology annotation, molecular function: gamma-tubulin binding; microtubule minus-end binding. NCBI's taxonomy places the organism in Eukaryota, Metazoa, Chordata, Actinopteri, Osteoglossiformes, Mormyridae.
UCAGCGGCCUGAUGUCAUGGGCGAAAUAUGAUGACGCAAGUAGGAAUCGGCGGCACUGCGAACAACUAGCUAAUCACAAAUGAUAGAAACAAUCGUUUUGUUGUAAGGUCCUAUGUUUCUGUAAAGAGUUGCAAUCGCGAUGAUUCAUGAGCUUUUGCUGGCUUUGAGUGGGUACCCUGGGACAAUUUUCACGUGGAAUAAACGGACCGGUUUACAGGUUUCUCAAGACCUGCCGUUUCUCCAUCCCAGUGAGACGAGCGUCCUGAACCGGUUAUGCAAACUAGGUUCCGACUACAUUCGUUUUACGGAGUUCAUUGAGCAACACACCGGCCAUGUACACCAGCAGGAGCACCACCCCAAUCAACCCUGUCAGGCUGGGCUUCAUGGGGUCUACCUCCGCGCUUUCUGCACAGGACUGGACUCCAUGUUGCAGCCUUAUCGACAGGCUCUACUCGAUCUAGAGCAGGAGUUCCUAGCCGAUCCACAUCUUUCCAUAUCACAUGUGAAUUACAUGCUGGAUCAGUUUCAGCUCCUCUUCCCCUCUGUCAUGGUGGUGGUGGAGACGAUCAAAUCUCAAAAGGUUCAUGGGUGCCAGAUUCUGGAGACUGUUUACAAGCACAGCUGCGGAGGACUGCCCCCUGUCCGCAUGGCUUUGGAGAAGAUCCUGGCGGUUUGUCACGGAGUGAUGUACAAGCAGCUGGCCGCCUGGAUGCUGCACGGACUGCUGCUGGACAAGAGCGAAGAAUUUUUUGUCAAGCAAGGUCCCAGUGCAGGGGGGGGUGGCCAAGCCCAGGAAGAGGAGGAGGAAGACCUGGGGAUUGGUGGACUCAGCGGGAAACAGCUCAGGGAGCUGCAGGAUCUGCGACUCAUUGAGGAGGAGAACAUGCUGGCACCAUCGCUUCAGCAGUUCUCCCUCCGUACUGAGAUGCUGCCUUCCUACAUCCCCGUGCGCGUGGCCGAGAAGAUCCUCUUUGUUGGCGAGUCCGUCCAGAUGUUCGAGAACCACACCCAAAACCCUCCCCGUGCCGGCUCCAUCCUGAAGCACCAGGAGGACACGUUUGCUGCAGAACUUCACCGACUGAAACAGCAGCCACUCUUCAGCCUGGUAGACUUCGAGAACCUCAUUGAUGGCAUUCGCAGUACUGUGGCAGAGCAUCUUUGGACAUUGAUGGUUGAGGAAUCUGAUCUUCUGGGACAGCUGAAGAUCAUCAAAGACUUUUAUCUCCUUGGAAGAGGUGAGCUCUUCCAGGCGUUCAUUGAUCAUGCCCAGCACAUGCUGAAGACUCCUCCCACAGCGGUCACAGAGCAUGACGUUAAUGUGGCCUUCCAGCAAGCAGCUCAUAAGGUCUUGCUGGAUGACGACAACCUGUUGCCCCUCUUACACCUCACCAUUGACUACCAAGGGAAAGAGACCAAAGAGGCUGCAGGUAAUCGUGAAGGAGCUACUCCUCCACAAGACAUCUCUCCUCGAGAGCUUCCAUCUACUGGCUGGGCGGCGUUGGGCUUGGCCUACAAGGUGCAGUGGCCCUUACACAUCCUGUUCACCCCCGCUGUACUGGAGAAGUACAACGUGGUGUUUCGCUACCUGCUAAGUGUGCGCAGAGUCCAGUCAGAACUGCAGCACUGCUGGGCUCUCCAGAUGCAGAGGAAACACCUGAAGUCCAACCAGACCGACGCUGUCAAGUGGAGACUCCGCAACCACAUGGCCUUCUUGGUGGACAAUCUACAAUAUUAUCUCCAGGUGGACGUGCUCGAAUCACAGUUCUCUCAGCUCUUGCAACAGAUCAACUCCACCAGGGAUUUUGAGAGCAUCAGGCUGGCUCACGAUCACUUUCUCAGCAACCUGCUGGCUCAGUCCUUCAUCCUGCUCAAACCUGUGUUUCACUGCUUGAAUGAGAUCCUGGAUUUGUGCCACAACUUCUGCUCGCUGGUCAGUCAGAACCUGGGCCCGUUGGAUGACAGGGGCACCGCACAGUUGGACAUCUUAGUCAAGGGAUUCAGCAGACAGUCCUUCCUGCUGUUUAAGAUCUUAUCCAGUGUGCGCAACCAUCAGAUUAACUCCGAUCUGGCACAGCUACUGCUGAGGCUGGACUACAACAAGUACUAUACCCAGUCAGGGGGCACGCUGGGCAGCUUUGGAUUAUGAAGCGCCACGUGACGACCUGCCACCGCAUCCAUGCCGGACCAGUAUUUGUGCUUUCUUGGCGUCAUGUGACUGAAAGAUGAGACAGUCGGUGGUCGCAACAGAGUGUAAGAGUGGCAUCCAGUUAUUCACUGCAGCUGAUGUGUAUAAAUUGUAAAUAGGCGGUAAAGACUGUAAAGAACGCUCUGGAGACUGAAUAAAAACAAAGUGAAACAAU